AUGGUGAUCGCUGGUGGCUGGGAAAUUUUUCGUGUUUUUGUUAUAUUUUCGACAAUUUACCUCACCAACAGGAACAAAAUUUUUUCAAGACUCAAGCAAUUACUUGUCCUAACUCUUAUUGGAGGUUUAGGCCCACAUCAGUUUCCAGAAGUGACGAUGGAUUUUGAUUUACUUUCAAAGAUGAAGGUUGAAGAACUGAAGAACUUUCUCCGCCUUCGUGGAUUGAAAGUCAGCGGAAAAAAGGAAGAACUUGUCGCAAGAGCCUUUGUUGCUAUCGAAAAUAAUGUGCAGGUUGUGCAAACUGCUGAAGAAGUUGAAGUUGCUCUUGGGAAACAAUAUAGCAGCAAACUCAAUAUUUUUGUUUCGGACGAUCUUGGAAAUCAUGUUAUUCCAGAUCCCUUGAAGCUGGAUGAGGGGUGGAUUUGUGAAAAGGAAGGGGUGAAAGAUUGGCCAAGCACACUGUACCCCGAUAUAUUCCACUUCUUGGCUUUUCAUCCAAGUGAGCUUUCAAGCAAGGAUUUAUCAGACUAUAAAACGUCAAAAGGGUACAACUACUAUGAAGAAGGAUGGUUAAAGCCACUCAGCUUCCACAAAAUUUCUGAUGAUAGCCCACUUUGUUCACUAAAAACAACAUGUAGACCCUCACAAAAGCUUUCUGACGUGCCACAUAAGUUGUGGGUUUGUCUAGAGAAAGCUACAGGGCGCAUUAUGGCUGCACAUUGCUCAUGCAUGGCUGGAAUGGGUCAAACAUGUAACCAUGUAGCAGCUGCAUUAUUUAGGAUUGAGGCGGCUGUAAGAAUGGGACUUUCCAACCCAGCAUCCACUUCAAAACCCUGUGAGUGGCUUCCAAAUGCUAAAGAUGUGAAACCGGUGAAAGUCAAAGACUUGAAGCUUGUUCGGGGAAAUUUUGGCAGAAGGGGGCAAACUUUGAAGAAACUAAAUUCAUCUCCAAAGAAAAAUUAUAAGCCAAUAAUUAACUUUGAAAGUUCCCUGACAUUAGCUGAUGUUACAACAGCCUUGAGAUCUGCCUGUGAGGAAAAAGAUUCAAUCAUUUUCACUUCAGAACUUAAAGAAGACAAACUAGCCAAUGCAAAUAUGACAGGGAAUUUGCUUUCAACAUUUGAUGAUGUCCUAGCUAGCGUAAAAAAUUUAAAUGAAUUUAUUUCCAAAUUGGAAUAUUUUGCGGACCAUAAGGAGGAAAUUGAAAAAGCAACAAGAGGACAAAGUGACAAUGCUUUUUGGUUUUCAGCUAGGAAGCACUGUAUAACAGCUUCAAAAGCUCAUGAUGUAAUGAGUAGGAUGGUUACUUACAAAAGAAAUUUUGAGGAAACAGAUUUUAUUUCAGUCAUAGAUAAAGUAUCUGGGAAAACACAUUUAAACAUGGAUUUGCCUGCAAUUAAGUAUGGCCGAGCAAUGGAAGCAGAAGCCGUGGCAGCAUUCUUUUCCACAUACUCAAAAGAGCACAAAAAUGCAAAAAUAUUGGAUUGUGGUCUUUUCCUAUGCAAAGAUGUCCCCUUUGUUGGAGCUAGUCCUGAUAGAAUAAUUGUAUGUGACUGUUGUGGAGAGUCAUGCCUUGAAGUAAAGUGCCCCUUUUCAAUCUCCCAUACUAGCCCAACUGAUCCCAAUGUACGCUUGCCAUAUUUGAUGCUGAAUGAGGACUCCACAGUCAUGCUGAACAGGAAGCACAAGUACUUUACCCAGUGCCAAGUACAAAUGGCUGCUACAGAAAUGACAAGAACCUACUUUUUUGUUUGGACUUCACAUGGAAAUUUCACAGAAAAACUUUAUUUUAAUAGGGAUUUUUGGAGUGAAACACAAUUAUUACUGAAAGAGUUCUAUCUGUCAAAAUAUAUUCCAUAUGUGUUACAAAAAUAA
Messenger RNA from Rhopilema esculentum, 1875 nucleotides. The record is from RefSeq and is a predicted model, not a curated record. NCBI's taxonomy places the organism in Eukaryota, Metazoa, Cnidaria, Scyphozoa, Rhizostomeae, Rhizostomatidae.